GAUGUUGAUGAGUGCAAGGAGAAGCUGGCCUGCCAAUGUCCUGAGUGCAAAUGCAAAAAAUCUGGGGCAGCUAUGAGUGCAGCUGUAGCGGCGGUUCGUUGUACAUGCGAGAGCAUGACAUGUGUAUCGGUAAGAAUGUUAGGACAGAGUUAAGCUGGGGCUCUGUUUGGGUAAUAAUUCUUGGAUUAAUUGCUGCUGGAGGUGCAGGAUAUGCCAUUUACAAAUAUCGAAUCCGGAGAUACAUGGAUUCGGAGUUUCGGGCUAUAAUGGCGCAAUACAUGCCAUUGGACAAUCAACCUGAUAACGUUCAUCAUCCAGACAUCUAAAACUAACACAAGAAACAUGCUUCCAAAAGCC
Hibiscus syriacus is the source of this 357-nucleotide messenger RNA. Its product is annotated as vacuolar-sorting receptor 2-like. The transcript has 3 exons. Lineage: Eukaryota; Viridiplantae; Streptophyta; Magnoliopsida; Malvales; Malvaceae. Bases 51 to 326 code for a protein of 91 amino acids. The record is from RefSeq and is a predicted model, not a curated record.